Messenger RNA from Tinamus guttatus (white-throated tinamou), 2259 nucleotides. The record is from RefSeq and is a predicted model, not a curated record. Lineage: Eukaryota; Metazoa; Chordata; Aves; Tinamiformes; Tinamidae.
CUCUUGUUGCAGAUGGAAGAGAAACGACGCAAGUACUCGAUCAGCAGUGAUAACUCGGACACCACUGACAGCCACACCACGUCCGCGUCGAGAUGCUCCAAAAUCCCCGCUACCAAGUCCAGCUGGUCCAGGCAGAAGGAGAAGAAGCCCUCAGAGGUCUUCCGCACUGACCUGAUCACGGCCAUGAAGAUUCCCGACUCGUUCCAGCUGAGCCCGGAUGAGUACUACAUCCUCGCGGAUCCCUGGAGGCAGGAGUGGGAGAAGGGCGUGCAGGUGCCCGCCAGCGCCGAGGCCAUCCCUGAGCCCGUGGUUAGGAUCAUACCCCAGCUGGACAACUCGCUUUCACAGGGCUCGCCGAGCAGCCCGCCCGUCUGCGAGAUUUCGGAAGCGACGAGGACGUACUUGCAAGGCAUGAGCCGCUAUGACUUGGAUGAGCUUGAUGCCUACUGGUUGGAACUCAUCAACAUGGAGCUCAAGGAGAUGGAGAGACCAGAGCUGGACGAGAUGACCCUGGAGAGAGUCCUGGAGGAGCUGGAGACCAUGUGCUAUGAGAACAUGAACAUCGCCAUUGAGACGGAGGAGGGCCUCGGCAUCGAGUACGACGAGGACGUGGUGUGCGACGUGUGCCGCUCCCCGGAGGGCGAGGACGGCAACGAGAUGGUCUUCUGCGACAAGUGCAACGUCUGCGUGCACCAGGCCUGCUACGGCAUCCUGAAGGUGCCCAUCGGGAGCUGGCUGUGCCGGACCUGCGCCCUGGGCGUCCAGCCCAAGUGUCUGCUGUGCCCCAAGAGAGGGGGAGCCCUCAAGCCCACCCGCAGCGGGACGAAGUGGGUCCACGUUAGCUGUGCCUUAUGGAUACCUGAAGUUAGCAUUGGAUGUCCUGAAAAAAUGGAACCCAUAACGAAGAUCUCCCAUAUCCCGGCGAGCAGGUGGGCUCUGUCCUGCAGCCUCUGCAAGGAGUGCACAGGGACGUGUAUCCAGUGCUCCAUGCCCGCCUGCAUCACGGCGUUCCACGUCACCUGCGCCUUUGACCACAACCUCGACAUGAGGACUAUUCUGGCGGACAAUGACGAGGUGAAGUUCAAGUCCUUCUGCCUCGAGCACAGCUCUGGCGCCACCAAACACCCUGAGGAGGCACGGACAGAGCCCGACCACGGCCAGCUGGACCUGGAGAAGGUCACGCUGCGCAAGCAGAAGCUCCAGCAGCUGGAGGAGGACUUCUAUGAACUCGUGAAGCCUUCGGAGGUGGCGGAGAACCUUGACUUAAGCGAAUCGCUAGUGGAUUUUGUCUAUCAGUACUGGAAGCUAAAGAGGAAAGCCAACUCCAACAAGCCACUGCUGACACCAAAAACGGACGAAGUGGACAACUUGGCCCAGCAAGAGCAGGACGUUCUCUACCGGCGCUUGAAGCUCUUCACGCACCUUAGGCAAGACCUGGAGAGGGUGAGGAACCUCUGCUACAUGGUGACGAGGCGGGAGAAGAUGAAGCACACCAUCUGCAAGCUGCAGGAGCAGAUCUUCCACCUCCAGAUGAAGCUGAUUGAGAAGGAUCUGUACCCAGAACAAACUGGGAAGAAGACAAAGGGUAAGAAAAGUGACCUGAGAAGGAAAGGAAGAGAUGGUAGAAAAAAUAGUCCUGAGAAGACAGAGAAAAGGAAAUCGGUCAACGAAACUGUGUUGGGACAACUGGGUCUGUCGACUUCCUUCCCCAUAGACGGCACCUUCUUCAACAGCUGGCUCGCCCAGUCGGUGCAGAUCACGGCUGAGAACGUGACCAUGAGCGAGUGGUCGCUCAACAAUGCCCGCCACGAGGACAGCACGGCGGGCCUCUCCGAGGAGCUGCUGCAGGACGAGGAGACUCUACUGAGCUUCAUGAUGGAUCACUCCCUGCGCUCCCCCUUCAAGCAGAGUGAGGCCACCAAGAAAGCCAAAAGCAGGACGAGGACGAACACUAAGAAAAAACUGCCCAAAAACAGCCUGGACACCAUCUUCAAGAGCCGCCAGGAGGCUUCGGGGCAAUGGACUAACACCGCGAGCGACUUGUCGGACGAGGCGACGAAGCCCCCGGCUCGCGACGCCAGGGCUGCCAAGGCAGAGAAGGCGGCAGCCAAGGUGCCCACAGAGCGACGGGGUGACACCAGGAAGGCGCCCAAGAAGGGAGCCGUCCCCAAGGCCGGCGACGCCAGGAGCUCCCUGAGCAAUGAGGAGGAGACGGCGGCGUGUCCCGCGCCGGAGCCCAGCCCCGCGGCCCAAGUGCCU